AUUCGGUUUUGGCAUCAACUGAGGUGAGAUAAGCUCUGCAACCACCUUAUUCUUCACCCAUUUUCGCACCAAGGCUAAGGAAGAAGAAGGGGAGGAAUAGAGAAGAGAAAAGAGGAAGCUAGAGAGCAAAACUUGAGAUUUUCAAGGUAUUCAAGGAACUUUCACGGAGUUGAAAAGGUCGCCGGAGUUGUCGCCGGAGUUCGUUGAAGUUCGCCGGAGUUUCGUCGGAGCUAAAUCGGGGAGGCUAGAACUUCAUAAGCUUCAUUAAGGUUGAGGCUAGAGUCCUACUACCUGCACCUUUGCCUAGGGUGACUGAUCGAGAAGGAAGACGUGGUUCGUGCUUCCAUUCUUAUUUCAAAUAAAUGGAGGGUGGACGCAGGAUAACUAGGGGGAAUCCGACAGGGCAUGUGCCGGGGGCCACCGGGCAUGCCACUCGGGCGGAAUCAUGGACCUCUAGGGGUAGAGGCCGGGGCCAAAGCCGAGGAGGAGGCCGAGGCAGGGGUCGUGGGCGUUCUACCACUCCGACGACAAGUAGCACACGCGUCGGUUCCGUGCACCCGUCAUGGGCCACCGAACCGGACGACUUCACCUAUGCUCCAAGCACGGAGCAAGAGGAGACCCCGUACAACGGGGAGGACUUUGAGGAAGAAGAUGAGGAUGAUGAUCCUCAAAAGAAGAGAGUACACGAACCUGAAACAGGAGGAUGGUUGCUCGGUGAGGCAAUUGGAACAAAGGUUCCGUGACUUGGCACGAUUCAUCCCAGAAUACUCAUUGGAUGAAAAUCGUAUGGCCAAUCACUUUUGGGAUGCUCUACAGUUGGACAUCCGUGACCGGGCUACUUACCAUCACAGUAUGACAUUUAGCCAAAUCGUUGAUCAGGGGCUCCUCGGGGAAGCCCAAUGGAACGAGAGGAAGUUGAGGGACGCCGAGGAGGCGAAGAAAGGAAGAUGGGGAAACGCUGGACCCCAAGACCACUCCCGGAAGCAUCAUGCUGGGGGUGGCAGUUCAUUCAGGGCGUCGGCACCACCGGCGAAAAGGAAUAAAGGCUCAGGAGGGCAAGGGGCCAAACCAGGGAGUACAUGGUCACCGAGGUGUGCAAACUGCGGCAAGAAUCAUGCGGGGAAGUGCAAUGAACCACCCCGGUGUUACAAAUGCGGUAGCACGAGCCACCUCAAAUCCUCUUGUCCAAUGCUGAACGGGGGAGGACCAUCGGGAGCCAUGGGAGGACCUACGACUAGUAGGGGACGUGCGGGGCCGUCUCAGACCGGCACGGGAAGGAGUGGACCCACGGCUAGCAACGCCGCGUCCGUUAACCAAGGGAGGACCCAAGCACGGGUGUAUGCAAUGACCGAGGCUGAUGCUCGGGCCAACCCGGACUCCAUUGCAGGUUGAGGCUAGAGUCCUACUACCUGCACCUUUGCCUAGGGUGACUGAUCGAGAAGGAAGACGUGGUUCGUGCUUCCAUUCUUAUUUCAAAUGUAUAAACCGCUCAUGGAUUUUUGAACAAUAUUUUCAUUAAAACAGUUGGGGGCCUGCGUGCCCGUGUUUGCCACGUGUGGCUAAGUAUCAAACAUUUUAUUAUUUUCCGCAUUUGAUUGAUUAUGAUAUUGAUGUUGAUUGUAUGUGUUUACUAAUCGGUUUGGCAAUAGAAUAAAUCGGACGCCUUGUACAACUCAAUAGGGAUGAACUGUUGUUGUUCUUAUCGGGUUGUACGGCGGUUGUCUACGUGGCUCGGAUGCGGUCUGGGGCGUGACAAAUGCUGUCCGGUUGGCUUUACGUGCGCGACGUAAAUAUGUGUUCGUUGAUGGAACUCUCAAAAAACCGUCGCCGCCUUGCACCGAAGAUGAUUGGCUUACGAUACAUUCAAUGAUUGUGUCGUGGCUGUUGAAUAUUAUUGCCCCUGAUGUCAAAGCAACGUUGGAACGUUAUGAAGAUGCCGCAAAACUCUGGGCAGAUUUAAAAGAACGAUUCUCUUCUGCGGACAGACCACGCAUACAUCAAACUAAAACUGAUUUGGCAAGAUGUGUGCAAACUAAAGGCAUGCCGGUUGGAACAUAUUUUGCUAAACUUCAAAGCCUAUGGGAUGACUUGAAUAAUUACGAACCGCUUAUUGCGUGUACAUGUGGGAAGUGUACAUGUGAUGUAAUGGGACAACAUGAAAAACGAAGAGAAUCGGAAUGAUUUCAUCAAUUUUUGAUGGGAUUGUACACCGAUUUCUUUGGCCCUACCCGCUCGCAGCUCUUGACUCAAACACCCCUGCCUAGUUUGAACAGUGCCUAUCAACAAACUAUGCAAGAAGAACGAGUACGUGGCUUUGUUCAGACACAAGAAGAAAGACCUGAUGUUAUGGGUUUUGCCUUGCGGACAGAUGGCAAGGGAUUUGGACAAGGAGGAAAGACAGACAAAUCCGGAUUAAUUUGCGCAUAUUGCAAAUACUCCGGUCAUGAAAUUGCUAAUUGUUUUGAGCUUAAUGGUUACCCGGACUGGUGGGGAGACAGACCAAAACCGGGUAUCAAGGGAGGAGGACGCGGCAAGUCUUCAAGACCUGGAACGGGGCGUGGAAAAGCUCCUGUGAAAGCACAUGCAGCGGUGGCUGAUUUAGCAGCCGAGAACAAAGCUCCGCCAAUUGGUGAGGGAAGCAGCAACCAAUUGAUCUCACUGCCUGGCUUCACGCCUGAGCAAUAGAAAUCCUUGUUGACCGUUUACGGUAACCCUACAGUCUCUACUGAUCGCGUGGCAGGUAAAUUUGAUCAUAAUGCAUGGAUUAUUGAUACAGGGGCAACAAACCAUGUUUGCGGAAAUUUGGCCAUUUUUUCUCAAAUUAAAUCAGUUGAGCCUUGCUUAGUUGGUCUGCCGAAUGGGCAGACAGUUGAAGCUACGCGGGAAGGCCGAGUAGAACUGUUUGAAGAUCUUUAUUUGAAUAAUGUUCUAUAUGUCCCUGCAUUAAAAUGCAAUCUUAUCUCGGUAUCUCAAUUAAGUGAUCAAUUAAAUUGUUUUGUUCAAUUUGCUAGUAACUUAUGCGUUAUACAGGACCGUCACUCGAAGAGGCUGAUUGGAAUGGGUGAGCGGCGGAAUGGACUGUACUAUCUUCGGGAGGAACCCUCAGCGAGGAUCUUGGCAGUUAGGGACUCAAAGGAAUCUGAAGUUAAUUUAUGGCAUCAACGAUUGGGGCAUCCUUCUUCAAAAGUUAUUGAACACUUGGUUCCUGUAAGUGGUCUGAAGGGUGCUGGCAGUUUACCUUGUGAUAUUUGUUUUAGGGCAAAGCAGAUACGAGAUUCGUUUCCUAUCAGUUUAAAUAAAACUCAUGCUAUUUUUGAAUUAGUACAUUGUGAUUUGUGGGGUCCUUAUCAUACCCCUUCUUCGUGUGGUGCUC
This is a messenger RNA of Cuscuta europaea, 3373 nucleotides long. The record is from the annotation of a GenBank genome assembly. NCBI's taxonomy places the organism in Eukaryota, Viridiplantae, Streptophyta, Magnoliopsida, Solanales, Convolvulaceae.